Postia placenta MAD-698-R-SB12 is the source of this 555-nucleotide messenger RNA. RefSeq lists its product as hypothetical. The annotation marks the transcript as partial. The record is from RefSeq and is a predicted model, not a curated record. Lineage: Eukaryota; Fungi; Basidiomycota; Agaricomycetes; Polyporales; Adustoporiaceae. Gene Ontology annotation, molecular function: protein binding. The transcript is spliced from 3 exons.
CCGUCGGUCCUCCCGAUGUACCAUUCCGAGUUCUACUUUGAGGAUGGCAACCUCGUAUUUCUGGUCGAGAAUACCCUUUACAGGGUAUUCCGCUCGACGUUCAUCAGACACUCGCCUGUUUUCAAGGACCUCUUCACGCUGCCUAAGCCAGCCGGCAGCGCUGACGAUGGCUCAAGCGACGAGCAUCCGCUGUACCUCGCCGGGAUCCUGAGCAUCGACUUCGAGCGGCUCCUGUGGGUCCUAUACCCGCCGACAUACAGCGCACACCGCGCACAAAGCGCCGAAGAGUGGACGUCCAUCCUCGACCUCGCCACGCGCUGGGAGUUCGCGGACGUGCGCGCGCUCGCGGUCUGCCAGCUGCAGACCCUCGACCUGGCGCCCGUCGAGCGCGUCGCGCUCGCACGCGCGUACGACAUCUGCGGGCGCUGGACGCUCGCGGCGUACACUGCGCUCUGCGAGCGGACGCAGGCGCUGACGCUCGCCGAGGCGACGCUCCUCGGGCUCGAGACUACGACACGCGUGGCACAGCUGCGCGAGCAGCUCCGUGCGAAGCGU